Messenger RNA from Gossypium raimondii (Peruvian cotton), 2134 nucleotides. RefSeq names its product 4-coumarate--CoA ligase CCL1. The record is from RefSeq and is a predicted model, not a curated record. The transcript is spliced from 5 exons. Lineage: Eukaryota; Viridiplantae; Streptophyta; Magnoliopsida; Malvales; Malvaceae. Gene Ontology annotation, molecular function: CoA-ligase activity. Bases 200 to 1822 code for a protein of 540 amino acids.
AUACAUAUUUGGGACUUUGUUUUAAAUUGGCGAUGAGGGUGGCUCCUCUACCAUUACCUACACCUACUUGUUUAUUUCCCUCAACCAAACCAUAAACCAACCAGACCAGACCAGCCAAAAACAAAACCAAACACUCACCUUCUUCUUUUGCCUUUCGCAGUUCUCACCCUUCGGUUAUUUUCUCUAAAUUUCGCCAUUAAUGGAGGCCGAUCAACACCAGCGUGUUGAGUUCAUCUUUCGCUCCACCCUCCCUGAUAUUUACAUCCCAAAUCACCUCCCUUUACAUACAUACUGCUUUGAGAAUGUUUCCCAGUUUAAAGAUCGUCCUUGUUUAAUCAAUGGUCCUACUGGUAAGAUAUAUACUUAUGCCGAAGUUCAUCUCACUGCUCGUAAAGUGGCUACUGGCCUCAACAAUUUGGGUAUCCAACAAGGAGAUGUCAUCAUGCUUCUGCUUCAAAACUCACCGGAAUUUAUCUUUGCUUUCCUCGCUGCAUCGUUCCGUGGAGCUAUCAGUACCACCGCUAAUCCCUUUUACACUCCGGCAGAGAUUGCGAAACAGGCGACGGCGUCGAAGACUAAACUGCUUAUAACUCAAGCAGUUUAUGCGGAGAAAGUGAAGAGUUUCGCUAAAGACAACGACAUCAAGAUCGUAACGAUAGAUGCACCACCGGAAGGCUGUUUAAAUUUCUCGGAAUUGACUGAAGCUAACGAAGACGAAAUCCCGGCCGUUAAAAUCAACCCCGACGACGUUGUAGCCCUUCCUUACUCAUCGGGAACAACGGGAUUACCUAAAGGAGUGAUGUUGACUCAUAAAAGUCUCGUAACGAGCAUUGCUCAACAAGUUGAUGGAGAGAAUCCCAAUCUUUAUUUCCACGAGAAAGAUGUGAUUCUCUGUGUGUUGCCUUUGUUUCACAUAUAUUCACUCAAUUCGGUGUUGCUUUGUUCUUUGAGAGUAGGAGCUGCAAUUUUGAUUAUGCAGAAGUUUGAGAUCGUGACAUUGAUGGAGCUUGUCGAGAAAUACAAGGUAACCAUUGCCCCAUUCGUGCCGCCGAUCGUUUUGGCAGUCUCUAAGUCUCCGGUCAUUGAUAAAUAUGACCUUUCCUCUAUUCGGAUGGUGAUGUCCGGUGGUGCACCGAUGGGGAAGGAGCUAGAGGAUGCUGCUAGAGAUAGGCUUCCAAAUGCAAAAUUAGGACAGGGGUAUGGCAUGACUGAGGCAGGGCCAGUGCUGGCUAUGAACUUGGCUUUUGCGAAGGAACCCCGGGAGACAAAAUCCGGUGCGUGCGGCACAGUCGUACGGAACGCGGAGAUGAAGAUCGUGGAUCCUCACACUGGGGCGUCGCUUCCACAAAACCAAUCGGGGGAAAUUUGCAUUCGGGGCACCCAGAUUAUGAAAGGUUAUCUUAAUGAUACGGAAGCCACAAAGGUAACCAUAGACAAAGAUGGAUGGUUGCACACCGGCGACAUUGGCUACAUUGACGACGAUGAUGAGCUUUUCAUUGUCGAUCGAUUGAAGGAACUGAUCAAAUACAAAGGGUUCCAAGUCGCACCUGCUGAGCUGGAAGCAAUGUUAAUUGCCCAUCCCAACAUCUCCGAUGCUACUGUUGUACCUAUGAAAGAUGAAGCUGCUGGAGAGGUUCCAGUUGCUUUCGUUGUGAGAUCCAAUGGUUCUAAGAUCACUGAGGAUGACAUUAAGCAAUUCAUCUCAAAACAGGUUGUGUUUUACAAGAGGCUUGGCCGGGUUUUCUUCACGGAUGCAAUCCCUAAAUCUCCUUCAGGUAAGGUAUUGCGGAAAGAUCUAAGAGCAAAGCUCGCUACCAUCUAGAAAAUGCUAUCAAUACAGAUGUGGAUUUGUUGUUCUUUUUUUUUUCUCUUUUUCCUCCAUCAACCUGGGAACAAAAUGUGUUGGGCGCUGGAGAUCUUUUAAUGCCAAAGAAUUGAAUUUCUCACUUUUGGGGAACCAAGAAUGGAGGAUCAGAGUAAAAUGUUACAGCAUUUGGGCUUUCAAUGUAAAAUUUGUAUUAUUUUGUGAACAAACUCGAAAAAAACCAAUGUUGUACAACAUGUGUUUCAUUGUUUGACAAAGUUGAAACUCAAACAUUUGUUGUGCUUUAUAUAUUUGUUUUCUAUAGUUUUA